AUGCCGCUAGACACCGGCCAGCUCUCCGAAAAGGAACUCUCGGCAGCUCUCGUGAACGGCGACUGGACAGCGUUUGACAUUCAAACCGUCCGGAUGAUGAUUCGCAUGUUCGACUCUGAUCGCAGCGGCACCAUCAACUUUGAGGAGUUUUGCGGACUAUGGUCCUUCCUUGCCUCUUGGCGUACCCUGUUCGACCGCUUCGACGUCGAUCGCAGCGGCAACAUCUCUCUCCAGGAGUUCACCGAUGCCCUGAUCGCGUUCCGCUACCGCCUCAGCCCCCAGUUUGUCGAAUUGCUCUUCCGCACUUACGAUAAGCGCAACGAGGGCGUCAUGAGUUUCGAUCUGUUUGUGCAGAGCUGCAUCUCGCUCAAGCGCAUGACGGAUGUUUUCAAGAAGUACGACGACGACCGGGACGGCUUCAUCACGCUGAGUUUUGAGGACUUUUUGAGCGAAAUCUUGAGACAGCUCAAGUAG
This is a messenger RNA of Metarhizium album ARSEF 1941, 474 nucleotides long. RefSeq names its product peflin. Bases 1 to 474 code for a protein of 157 amino acids. Lineage: Eukaryota; Fungi; Ascomycota; Sordariomycetes; Hypocreales; Clavicipitaceae. The record is from RefSeq and is a predicted model, not a curated record. Gene Ontology annotation, molecular function: calcium ion binding. The transcript has a single exon.